Molecule: messenger RNA, 1077 nt
Organism: Penicillium paradoxum
Lineage: Eukaryota; Fungi; Ascomycota; Eurotiomycetes; Eurotiales; Aspergillaceae
Product: ATG3/ATG10 family protein
Exons: 2
Coding region: 1-1077 (358 amino acids)
Biological process (GO): autophagosome assembly; nucleophagy; autophagy of mitochondrion
Cellular component (GO): cytoplasmic ubiquitin ligase complex; cytosol
Molecular function (GO): Atg8-family ligase activity
Source: RefSeq, a predicted model, not a curated record
AUGAAUAUCCUACAUUCUACACUAUCGACCUGGCGGGACCGCCUCGCUCCAGUCUCGCGUACUUCCACCUUCCGCAACACCGGCCAAAUCACUCCGGAGGAGUUUGUUCUCGCCGGAGAUUAUCUAGUUUACAAAUUCCCCACAUGGGCAUGGGCCGAUGCAUCAAGUCCUGCGAAACGAGUGUCCUAUCUUCCGGAUAACAAGCAGUUCUUGGUAACCCGUGGUGUGCCGUGUCAUCGGAGACUUAACGAUAACUUUGCCGGAGAUGCUGGGCUCGAGGACGAGAUUGUGAGGGAUUUCCUCUCCGGCGGUGAUGGCGGCGAAGGCACAACAUCUGGAGAUGGAGAGGAUGGGUGGUUGCGGACUGGUGGUGGGCGCGAUGCCGAAGCGGACCGUGAUAAACAAGAAGCUCGGCUUCGUGACGUGCGAACAGUCGAUGAAUCAGGAAACCUGGGCGAGCAAGAAGAUGACGAUGAAAUCCCAGAUAUGGAAGAUGAAGAUGAUGACGACGAAGCCAUCAUUCGAGGAACUAAAGAAUCUCUCCGCACUUAUACCCUCUACAUCACCUACUCGAACUUUUACCGCACCCCCCGACUCUAUCUUUCCGGAUAUGAGUCACCAUCCGAACCACUCAAGCCACACCUGAUGAUGGAGGAUAUCGUCGGUGACUACAAGGACAAGACUGUGACGCUGGAGGACUUCCCUUGGUUCGAUAACAGCGUUAAAAUGGCCAGUGUGCACCCAUGCCGCCAUGCAUCUGUAAUGAAAACACUUUUGGAUCGUGCGGAUGCUGCUCUCAAACUCCGCCGCGAGAAGCUCCGGCAGACACAGUCACGCGAGGAAGCCAACCGUGUUCUCCGCGCAGGCGGGGGACUAGAGGGCUUGGUGGAUGAGACCCAACGUAUGUCACUUGGGGAUCAGCAGCAAGCCCAACCUAGCGGUGAUGAGUGGGAGAUGCUUCAGCACGACGAGGAAGAACAGGUUGCCAUCCGAGUGGAUCAAUACCUCGUUGUAUUCCUCAAGUUCAUUGCCAGUGUGACACCGGGCAUUGAGCAUGACUUCACGAUGGGAGUAUGA